UACGUGGCCGUUGGCGACCGUUGGUGGCUGUUGGGUUCCACGGGCGCCGGAGCCCCCUCCAGCGCGGGGCUGCCCUGCCUGGCUGCGGCUCGCCCGCCUUUCCCGGCCAUGGAUUUGGAGGCGGUUGCGAGGUGCUCGGCGCGGCACGCCAAGCCCGCCGGGCUCGCCAUGCACUACGGCACCGCCGGCUUCCGCGGCCGCGCGCCCAGCCUCGACCACGUCAUGUUCCGCAUGGGCGCCCUGGCCGUGCUCAGGGCCAGGGCCACCGCCUCCGCCAUCGGCGUCAUGGUCACCGCCUCGCACAACCCCGAGGAAGAUAAUGGUGUAAAGCUGAUUGAUCCUCAUGGUGAAAUGUUGCAUCCUUUGUGGGAAGAAUAUGCUACACAGCUGGCAAAUGCAGAGGAGCAAGAACUGCAGAAAGUAAUGACUGAAAUCUGCCAAAAAGAAGCCGUGGACCUGCACAGAGAUGCUUUGGUUUUUAUCGGAAGAGACACCAGACCAAGCAGCUUGAAGCUUUCCCAGGCAGUGAUGGAUGGUGUCUGCGUUCUAGGAGGGCAAUACCAUGAUUAUGGUCUGGUGACAACACCACAGCUGCAUUACAUGGUCUGCUGCCAUAACACCCAAGGACAGUAUGGGAAGGCGACGCUGGAGGGUUAUUAUGAAAAACUAUCCAAAGCUUUUGUAGAACUGAUUAAAAAGGCUAAUUCUUCCAGCUCUGGAGAUCGUCAGAGGCAUCUGAAGAUCGACUGUGCCAAUGGAAUAGGAGCCCUGAAACUAAGGGAAAUGGAGCGCUACUUUCCACAGGAGGUGCUGAUUCAGCUGUACAACGACGGAAGCAGGGAGAAGCUCAAUCACUUGUGUGGUGCAGAUUAUGUAAAAGUUCAUCAGAAGCCACCAAGAGGGCUAGACAUGAAGCCUAAUGAGAGAUGCUGCUCAUUUGAUGGAGAUGCAGAUAGGAUUGUUUAUUACUAUAAGGACGCAGAUGACCAUUUUCAUCUAAUCGAUGGAGAUAAAAUAGCAACUUUAAUUAGUAUCUUCCUUAAAGAACUUCUUGUCAAGGUGGAACGGACCCUGACGGUGGCAGUGGUGCAGACGGCCUACGCCAACGGGAGCUCCACGCGCUACCUCGAGGAGACCAUGAAGGUGCCUGUUCACUGUGUGAAAACUGGCGUGAAGCACCUGCACCACAAGGCACAGGAGUUCGACGUCGGGGUGUACUUUGAGGCCAAUGGACAUGGCACGGUGUUGUUUAGUAAAGCUGCCGAAACGAAGAUAAGACAACUGGCAAAAGAGGAAAAAGAUGAUGAAAGGAGGGAAGCAGCAAAGAUGCUUGAGAACGUGAUAGACCUGAUUAAUCAGACGGUUGGCGACGCUAUCGCRGACAUGCUGGUUAUCGAGGCAAUCCUGGCUUUGAAGGGUCUCACCGUGCAGCAGUGGGACAGCAUCUACACCGACCUGCCCAACCGGCUGCUCAAAGUUCAGGUCGCCGACAGGCAGGUCAUUUGCACGACGGACGCGGAGCGGCGGGUGACGGCGCCGCCGGCACUGCAGGCCGCCAUCGACGCCCUCGUGAGCACGCGGCAGGCGGCGCGAGCCUUCGUCCGCCCCUCGGGCACCGAGGACACCGUGAGGGUCUACGCCGAGGCCCACACACAGGAGGCGGCCGAUGCCCUGGCGCACGAGGUGAGCGCGGCUGUUCACCGCCUGGCCGGCGGUGUGGGAGCGCCGCCCCAGCCUGCAGCGCCCGCCACCCUCCUCACCUGACUGGCUCCCUGUUGCUUCAGCAGCGGCUACGGUGCCUUUAUCAAGCUCUUCUUGAGUGUAAAAGGGAUUAAUCAGGACUGAGCACACUGCUUCUCCCCUGUGAUUUCUUACCUUGUAGGUAACGUACCUCUUACUAUGCUGCUCUCGUGCUGGGUGUUCCUCCCUCCCUGAGUGUCCCUUCCUGCGUGCCCUGAGUGUCCCUUCCUGACAGACCGGGGCCACGUCACGGCYAGAGAGGCAGCUCCAAAUGGGUCUUCCAAGCGGGUGGCCCUUUCC
Molecule: messenger RNA, 2040 nt
Organism: Nothoprocta perdicaria
Lineage: Eukaryota; Metazoa; Chordata; Aves; Tinamiformes; Tinamidae
Gene: PGM3
Product: phosphoglucomutase 3
Exons: 12
Coding region: 109-1764 (551 amino acids)
Biological process (GO): carbohydrate metabolic process; hemopoiesis; UDP-N-acetylglucosamine biosynthetic process
Molecular function (GO): phosphoacetylglucosamine mutase activity; magnesium ion binding
Source: RefSeq, a predicted model, not a curated record